UCUCCAUGGCAACGCGGGCCCACAUGGCGCUGAGCGGCCGGAACUGGCCCGGGACGGUGCCCGAGGCGCCCCGAGCUCCCGGUGCUUCAGGGGGCCGGGUGUCUGUAAGACAGGGAAAGAAGAAGAAAUGCAUAUUCUGGGGCAUUGAGGUGGCUGAAACACUCAUUUGGCAUGGCUGGGAACUUGGACAAGAGAUGAUCAGACACCUGACCUUGAAAAAUGUUCAUGAGAAAACCCAGAAGCUGAGCUACAGGUGUCCUCCCACGCCAUUCUUCUUCACUGUUUUUCCGCAGCCGAUUACUCUCAGCCCUGGAAUGUCCAUAACUCUGCCCAUCGUUUUCCGGCCCAGUGAAAAGAGGGAGUAUGAAGACAGCAUCUGCUUUGUGAAAGCUGAGGGUGAGUUCUCUGUUACCCUGCGUGCUGUGCUUCCACGCCUCCGUCUGUCCUUCCCGGCUGCUCUCCAGUUGCCUGUCUGUGCUGUCCACAGUGUCACAGAGACGACAUUCCCUGUGCGCAAUGUUGGUGAUCUCUUUACCACAUUUGCCUGGAAGACACCAAGUCCUUUCUGCAUGAUUCCUGACCAUGGCAAGCUGAAACCAGGUGCCGAGUGCAUGGUCAAGGUGGUCUUCCAACCCAAAGUGGCUGGGGUUCAUGAUGGGGUAGCCACAUGCUGGUUUGGAGAUCAAGAGAAACAAAAGAGGAUAAUCCAGCUAAAAGCCAUAGCCAAGUACCCCUAUCUCCGUGUGCAUGUGACAGGGAAGAAGUAUGAAGGUGUACAGCCUGGAAAGUUUCGGGAUGUCCUGUGCUUUGGAUCAGUGCCAGUGGGGACAACUGUGGAAAAGUGUGUAGAAAUCUUCAACCUGUCUGUGGUUGAUGCACCAUGUAGGAUAAAGCGAGCAAAAGAUCCUGUGCUUUGUGAUUAUGUUUUCUCCUGUGAUGUGUCCCACGGCAUUGUUCCUGCCAAAGGGAAGCUGGUCUUGUGCAUACAGUUUCGGCCUCAAGUAGUAGGAGAACACAGUACUGACUAUUUCACUAUCACAUCUGCUGGAUGCCUCCUGGAGACUGUUCUGAAGGUGGUUGGCUCAUGUAAAGGUCCUUUGGUGUCCCUGGACCAAUAUUCUGUGGACUUUGAAUGGAUCAAUCUUGGAGAAAGUUUGAUGCAGACACUGAAAAUCAGCAACAUGUCAGAUGUCCCAGCCUAUUACCAGUUUGAUAUUGAUUGCAAAGGAAGCGUCUUCUCCUUGGAUCGCCCUUGUGGAAUCUUGGAGGGCACAACAACACUAACACUGAAGGUGACCUUUCGACCUACUCACCCAAUGACCUAUCACCGUAGAGUCGUGUGCCUUGUCCACCAUCAGGAGCCCAUGUAUGUGGACUUUUUUGGCACCUGCCAUUCAGGCACAGCUAAGCCAACCACCCUUCAGGCAAGCCACCUCUCCUCAUACCGAACCAACAUGGUGAGGGGACUGACCUUCUAUCCCCCUGAUAUCCUGAGUGUGAUGCUAAAGGAUGGGAAGUUGCAGAUGGAUGGAAAGGGAGCCCUCAUGCUGCCCCCUGAGAUCUCUCAAGACAAGCCUCCCGAGGAAUACUUUGAACCCAACUCCAUGACUGAAUAUUUCUGUGAUGGUGUAAGAAGUGAUCUCGCCUCGUUUCCCACUCAUGUUAGUGUCAGCCCCAGGGAGUACGAUUUUGGUUGCUGUGUACCACCUCACAGGGCAGAACCUCUUCCUCUCUAUGUGACCAACCACACCAAAGGAAAUAUCAUUGUUGCCUGGACUCCAAGCCAUGGCAGUGCCUUCCUAGUGCACCCUGAAAUCUGUGACAUCCCACCUCUGAAGACUUCAGCCUUCCGUGUCCUUUUCAAGCCCACUCAGGUCAACAGUCUCUAUGCAGCAGAGCUAGAAGGUUUUGCCUUCUACAAGGUGAUGAGACACUACACCAAUGUUGAGAAUGAUGCCACCAUCUGUCCGUCAUGGUGCCUGACUGUGAAGCUGAGAGCACACACGUAUGAAGCAGGACGGGAACACUUCAUUCCACAGUACAUCCUGGAUGUCCCCAAGACUUUUCCUCCUGUGGUUCCUGACACCGAUACCUACUGCAGCAUGCUGCUGUUGAACACGAGCACCUCUUUGAUGACUUUCAGUGUGAACCAAACUGCCUGUCCCUCUGUUUUGGUCAAGCCCAGCUCAGGACACAUCAUUCCAGGAGGCCACCAGAUUUUUUUUCUCUCCACUCACCCAGUCAAGACAGUCUCACAGCAGCAUAUCCUGCCUCUACAGCUGAACUCUUAUCCUGGAUACACCAAGGAGAUUUCUCUCCAGAGUUGUGGGGAGUCCCUUCUUUUGCUGUUAGAAGGUGAUGGAAAUCUAUACUUCAAGCCUCUCUAUGUAGGGACCUCCUCUACACGAAUGUACACCAUAAAAAACUGCACAAGGCUACCCAUGAUUUUCACAUGGAAGAUACCUCAAUCUGACAGUAAGAUCCUGUCUGUCAGCCCCACUGCAGGGAUCCUCCAGCCCAAUGAAGCCAUGGCUCAGGCAUGGACUUUUACUCCAGAUGAGGAGACCAAGUAUCUGCUACGAGCUAUGGUGUUCGUGAGGUGGAAAAUCUCGGAUCCUGUGUCUCCCGAAAGUGUCCGUUAUGCCUUACAGGUUUUUGGAGAGGGGGCACUGGGCACCAUCAGGGCGCAAAAGAGGUACCUGGACCUUGGAAAUGUUCUGGUUGGUGACCUGCAAAGCUGCAGCAUUGUACUGCUAAAUGAUGGGAUCUGUUCUCUGAAUUACAUCCUCAGUGUGGAACAACUCAUCACUGGGCCCUGUGACCCUGAGGAGGUCCGCAGCGAUCCACUAGCUCUAGAGUUGGACUGCUCCAGAGGGACAAUCCCUGCAAGAUCAAAAGCUUUUGUUGGAAUAACAGUAAGGCCAGCCCGUCGGCUGCAUUACACCUGGUCAAUCAAAUAUGCUCUUUGCACCCCGACAGCUACAGAUCAUGCAAGCACAAAAGAGGAGCAGCAGCCCCUCUGCUGCAUUGUAGCAACGGGCAUCUACCCAACUUUGUGCAUCACAGAUGCCUGUUCAGCAGGAAGUGCCAACAAUAUCAGCAAGUUGCACCUCUGGAAGCUCUUCUCCUUGGACACACUGAAUGAAUACUUGGAGCGAGACCCAACUCCCGGCGAGCUCACCUACAGAGUUCCCACAAGGCACAGCACAUGCUUGAUCCCUCCAGUGUAUACUCCUCUUCUGCUGGAUUUCAACUUUGGGUCUGCCCCUGUAGGCUCAGAGCCUGCCCUUGUGAUGCUUCUGCUGGAGAACAAGGGUGUGGUGCCUGUGGACUGGGCCUUCUUGUUUCCUUCUGAUCAGAAGAUGGACAUGGAGCUUUGGGCAGAGGAUAUUGAGUUUAGCCCUCGGGAGCUGCACCAGAUGAGAAUUCAGGAUAACCAGCUCUUCAGUGUUUCCCCAAAGUCAGGAACACUUCUUCCAGGACAGGAGAAAUCUGUCCAACUCUCACACAGACAUGAUUUCAUUGGCACUGAUCGCCUCCCCGUCCUGCUGAAAGUUUCCUACGGCCAUGAGAUUCUGCUGACCUUCAUUGGCGUGACAGUGGAACAUGACCAGCGGUAUGCUCAUUUUGCAUCCACUAAGCACCUUUUCACACCCAUUGCCAUUGGAGGCUCCCGCCCUCCCACACAGAUUUAUAAACUCUACAACGGUGGCUCCAUGCCUGUGAUGUUUGAGGUUCAGCUGGACAACCUCAUGAGGAUACAGGAGGAGAAUUUUCAGCAUCCUGUGUUUGUCUGCCUAACUCCUAGAGGAGAAAUCCCCCCUGGCAAAACAGGCCACAUUGAGUGGAUCUUCUCACCACUGGAAGCUAAAACGUACUCGGUUGAUGUUCCCAUCCACAUCCUGGGGGGUGAAUCAGCCCUGAUCACUUUCCAGGGAGUAGGCUACAAUCCAAAUGCUGUAGGAGAGGCUACCACAUCCAGCAAAGCUUUGUCUCCUUCAGUCUUUCCAGGUUCUAACAAGCUAAUUGUGCCUGGACAGGUAGCCACCUUGUCACACCACAGGAUUUGCUUUGGAAAUAUCCCAGACUGCACCAAAGCCAGUCGACUUGUCUUUCUCAACAAUAUCUCGGAGAGCAAGGCUGUUGUGUUUGCCUGGCAGAUAAGCCCCUGUAAAGACAAGAAGGUGUUGCAGAUUGCUCCAGAGUCAGGGGUUGUGCAGCCUGGAGAGAGCAUCCCUUGCUUCAUCACACUGGGACCCACAGGGAAUCCCUCCUCCUGCAGCACAGAUCUGGUGUGUGAGGUAUACAUACAGGAGUCCCUGGUUCAGUAUGAGAGGGACCUGCAGGAGUGGCAAAAGGAGAAGGAACGGCAGGCUGUAGAAUUCACCAUCACAGAGAAGGACCUUGGGACUAAGAGUAAGCCAAUGUCACCUGCAAUGAGGUUAUCAGAUUCUGCUGAGACAGAAAAUCUUCCUGAAUCCUCAGCUGUAAUCAGGAAAUACAAGACAUUACCCCCUAUUAAAAGCCACCCUAAGCCCAGUCAGCCAUCUGGACCCCUUGAGAGGAGGCUGCUGUUGGGCAAAGACACCAGCGGGUCUUGGGUGUGGGUCAAACCAGAGCAUCCCAAGCCCAUGCUCUUACACCUUGAUGUGUCAGCCAGGUCCCAUGCUAUUGAGGACUUUCUCAGGAACUUCGCUUUGGAGUUGCCCAAAUACUUCUUGUCCCGCUCCUUCAGCGCCCAGCCCUCAGAGAGUGAGUUUGUGGAUUGGAGUAGGUACAGAAACAGGAUGGACAUGGAGCCCAAAAGUAUGUCCCUGGUGGCUGCUUUGAAACAGGAGUUGCAGAUGAUGACUGACAUACUCACAGGUGUCAUCAGAGGCCUCUUGGAGAACGCCCAGUUCCACGAUGCAGUGAGAAGAAGCCAGGAUCAGCCUAUUCCAUAUUUCUCCCAGUUCCGGUCUGCAAAAUCAGCAGAAGUCCGGGACAGGAGACAGUGCUCCACGAUCCCCUCCAGGGCCUCUGCUUCGUCAGAUCUUUACCUUGAGAAAAAUGGAGAGAAGAAAGAAAUGAGUCAGGAAACCUCUCCCAGUGAUUUGCUGCAGUCUUGGGAGAUUUUUCACCACAAGCAGUUGAGUGAGAGGAAGGAGAUGAUAAGUAGGCAGCCGGCUGUUGGGAACCUCGUGGAGCUGGUGCUGGAAAACACACUGCAGAAUAUCCUGAUUGAAGCCAGUCGUGGGGAGGUGGUGCUGACAGCCCGGCCCAGGGUCAUUGCUCUACCCCCCAGCCCUUCCCGAAGAGUCACCAAUCCGGCCCCCCCAACCACCAGAGCAUAGUUGCUGGGCACUGUGCUGCUUGAGCUCUUCAAGCACAUCAGCUCUCUCCAUUCUUCAUCCUGUCCCUGUGAUGUCCAGAGCAACUCUGACCCUCCCAAACCAUGACCUGAGCUCAGCAUGCUGGCUGCCUCUGAGGAGGUAUGUACUGAUUAUGUUCUCAGCUCCAAUAUGAAUCCUCUGACAACUCCACAGCAGAGUUUGUGAGAUCUCUCCUUUCUGUGGCUGGCCACAUCAUUGGAGAAGAACUCUGUGCUACAGGGAGCACACGGAAAACCUCUGUGACAAUUACCACUUGUCCCAGUCUGUACCAGCUGGGAAAGGAGUGGAAUCUGCUUUGAAAUGUAGCUGACUGACUUUGAAAUGCAGACUGACAGCUGGGCAAUGAGAUGAUAAGCCCCUGACGACAUCAGUAGGAUGCAGGUACUGAAUCCUCCUCCCCUCCUUGCUCCAGUGAUGGCUGCAGGUUCCCCUUACAGCGACCAGCCCGAGGAGGCAGCUGCAGCACCAUCAGCACACUGAGCAGCCAAAUAAAAGCAACUUGGCCUCUGGACACAGACACCAG
This is a messenger RNA of Lepidothrix coronata (blue-crowned manakin), 5895 nucleotides long. It is a transcript of the gene CFAP65, whose product is annotated as cilia and flagella associated protein 65. Bases 6 to 5333 code for a protein of 1775 amino acids. The transcript is spliced from 32 exons. The record is from RefSeq and is a predicted model, not a curated record. NCBI's taxonomy places the organism in Eukaryota, Metazoa, Chordata, Aves, Passeriformes, Pipridae.